Messenger RNA from Lottia gigantea (owl limpet), 4779 nucleotides. RefSeq lists its product as hypothetical. The record is from RefSeq and is a predicted model, not a curated record. Gene Ontology annotation, cellular component: chromocenter; nucleus. Bases 1 to 4779 code for a protein of 1592 amino acids. NCBI's taxonomy places the organism in Eukaryota, Metazoa, Mollusca, Gastropoda, Lottiidae. The transcript is spliced from 7 exons. Gene Ontology annotation, molecular function: chromatin binding; DNA binding.
AUGAAUGCUGGAAAUGGUUCCAGACAGAAUCAGCAUGUUGGGGGUAGAAUUCAGCAACAGAUUCCAGUCCAGGGAAAUCCAAACCUCUGUCAGUUUCAGUAUGUUGGUAUGCCUAUACAUCAUCAAGGAUUAAAAAACAACCAGUUCAGUCCAAAUCAGAUGCAUAAUCAUGGAUACAUGGGUCAGCCACAGCCUGGCUGUGUUCAACAACCUGCUGGUCAGGCUUCUUUUCCAGUGGCUACCAAUAUGGCUACACCAUUGGUGACAGGGACAUUUCCAACAGCUGAUAUUUUGGCCAACUUUAAUCAGAUAGGACCUCCUAGACAAAACUUGCAAUAUAAAACUGUGAAUAAUUGGACUAAUCCAUCCCCUCAAAGUGCUAUGACCUUACCAAGUAUUGGAAGUUUAUGGUCACAUUUUCAACAACAACAUAAUAAACCAAACACCCCACAACAACAACAGCAAACUGUAAACCCCCAGCAACUUACAUAUCUUCCUGCCCAACCACAGCAACAGUUUAUCAACACUGGUGAUGGCUUGACAUUAUGUGGAAACCCAAACAUACAAUAUGGCUUGAACCAGACUCCAGGAACUGUAAACCACAACCUUAACUACAGUGGCUUUGUCAUCAACCGUUUACCACAAGCAGCUCAAAAUCCACAAAUUGUCAACACCAAUCAAACUGGUAUCACGAUAGGUACACACCAAACAAUGCUUCAAACAACCAAUCUUCCACCAAAUUCUGUCAGUUUGCCUCCUCAGCAAUCAGUUCAUCCUGCAGGUUUAUCUCAAAACCCAAUUCAAGUAGUUAACACGGAAGCAAUGACUUUUACCACAGCUAGUGUUGCUUUUAGCUCAAACCAAGUGACAAUACCUACAACAACAGUGACUUUAACAUGCAGUACAAGUGCACAGGUGACAGAAACUGCCACAGUUCAUUCACAAAUUCCUGUGACAUCAGUUCUCUCCCCUGCUUCCACCCCACAAGAUGUUAAACCACAAGUCUCUUCAUUAUCCUCCCAUAACAGUUGUGUGUCAAGUCAUAAUAAUAGUGACAUUACUAGUGUUAAAAUACCAUUUGGUUGGAAAAGAGUAGUUGAAGAUGGAGAGAUAGUUUACUACAGCCCAAGUAAUGUCAAGUUAAUCAAUAAACAAGAAAUUUGUAAAUACCUGUUAGUGGAAGGAACUUGUAAAUGUGGACUAGAAUGUCCUUUGUUAGUGGAUAAAGUUUUUAAUUUCGAUGAAAAUGUAGUAGGUCAGUUAUGGAGUGUAGAAGAAAACACCAGUACAAAAGACUUGUCUAAUUUGUGUAAUCAUAAACGGAAGAUUAUUGCUUUAGCCAAAUUUCAACAAAGUCAGGCUUUACAAAACGCAUGUCCAGUAGAGUCAGAGGAAAAAGCUGAAGCUGAAGUGGACCAGAAGACUGAAGGUGCAUGUUCAAGUAAUGAUCCAACAAAACUUACAGCAAGUCAAAAUGCGAGACCAAAUAUCUUACAGAAUUAUGGAACUGAACAUCCUUUCAAUAUUCCUCCGAAUAUAAUUGGACAAAAUCAUCGCAUGCCAAAAUUUAUGGAUAUGCCACCAAUCCAAAUGAAUCCUUUUGAAGUUGCAACAAAACCCCGUGCAGUAAGGAAGCGUAAACCUAGAGCUAAGAAGUCUCGGACCCCAGAUCCUGCUGCAGAUUUAGGUCCCAUUACUUGUCAUGUUCCUCAAAAAUUAGAUUUUAGUCAGGAAAGUCAUUUAAAUUACCGUUUAAAAGUGGAUCCCAUGAGCUGUCAUAUGCAGCCAUCUUUAAGUCCAAAUGACUAUCAGCAAGGCCUUGUUUCUCCACAAGGUCUACUUUCUCCUCAAGGACUUGUUUCUCCUCCUUCUAAUGUGUUCAGUCCUCAGUCUCAAGGAAUGAAAGCACCAGUUGUGUUUCAAAAUUCAAACCAAGGGAAUCCAUUAUCUUCAGGACAUUUUAUGGAACAAGUUCCUACUUCUACCAUGUCUACGGCCAGCAUGCUGUCUCAAUUUCAAGUUCCUCUCAGUGUACAGUCAAAUAAUAACUUGAUGUUUCAGCAGAUGAUGCCAGCCCAUAAUCCUCUAUCGCCACGUUUGGUCAAUAAUGAAAUGUAUAAUCCUAAUAAUCCAUACCAACAUAAUGCUUUAUUUAAUGUUAACUCAAAUAACUAUAUCUAUCCACAAAUGUCAGACAUGCUGUGGAUGGACACAAAUGGAAAACCAAAGAGUAAACGCCCAAGAGGCAAAAAGGAUAAGCACAAGUUAAGCAGUAUUGUAGACAGAACGUCACCAUGUCCAAACAUAGAUGCCCGGAAUAUUGGUUCAAAGACACCAGAGUCAUCUGCAGAAUUGUCAUUUCUUGAAAAUCCGACAGCAUUUUUAGCACAACAAACUGUUUUAGUGAAUAAUUCAAUCAAAUCCCCUUUGACUCAAUCCAAAGAUCUUAAUCCAGUCAGCAUCAAAUCGGAAAACUCAAAAAGUUCUCCAAAAAAUUCAUCUUCAGAACCUUCAACUCCCAAAACUCCUACAACUCCAAAAGCAAUAGAGAAGUCUGAUAUCAAAAUUUCAACAUCUCCGAAAAAUUCAAAAUCCCCAGCUACUGUGACUCAGUUUUCAACUUUAGUGAAGGAGGAGACAAAGGAGUCAGUGAAAGAUCAAGACCAGCAGGCAGAUGUUAAGUUAGAGCCAACUGAAGCAAAGAUUAUUAACCAUACUACAGAGGAUGCAUCUUCGAAUCCAUCAAGCCAGAAUGAUGCUGAAGAAGCAACAGAGUCAGAUGCAUCAAAUUUAGACAGUUUGCACCAAAUGAUCAAUGCCACAAGUCAGCAUGAAUUUCCUGCUAGCACUCUAUUAUCAGCAGCUGCAAGAGCUCAGAUUUCUCAACAACAAACAACAUCAAAUUUGGCUGGUCAAAAUGUACACACUGUGACCAACACUGUGGCUGAUACCAAUAAUCUUCAGGAUUGGAUGAAGAUUUUACAAACCAAUAAUGGAGCUGCUAACAUGCUGUUAGAUCAACAUACACAGAUCAUGUUGCAACAGAACCCAAAUUUAAUGGCUGGUAGUCCUGGGGGACUGGUCAACACUUUCAAUGCAAUGACUGGGUUACCACUGAACAUGUUUUUCCCAGUUGGUCAAGCAGUCGAUCCUUCUGCCUUGUCUCCUUCAAACCUCUUACUUAAUGUGAAUCAACAAGUUCCAUUACUUAAAGCUGAUAGUUCCAAUACCACAACUUUACCUCAGGAUUUGUUAAAAACUUCCCUUCCCAACAUCCAUCCGCAAACACCUCUUCCCACCCAAGACUUAUCAGCAACUGAUCCAAACAUGACAUCCAUAAACACUCCAAUGCCAAGGAUAUCAGUACCAUUGGUUUCUAGUGUUACAAACAGCAUAUCUCAAGUCAUACCAACUGUAGGAGUAACUCAACCAAUCUUGAACCAGCAACAGUUGACUCCUAUGUUUGGUGGAAUGACCUUUCCAGCUAUGAAUGGAUUGUUCCUUGCCAAUCCAAUUGCGGCAAACCAAACCUGCAAUCAAAAUGUAACUCUCAUGGACAUUGUUCAGUGUGGUGAUCAGAACAAGGCUAGUACACCAAAGGCAAGUCCAACAUCUGAAGCCGCUGGUGUAUCUGGUAACAACAUAGCAACAGCAGUGAAUCAAGAACUGUUAAACCAAGUGCAGAAGAAUGAACAGCUUGGGAAUGGUUUGAAUCAACAGCAACUGUUGUUUCUACCAAAUAUUAAUGUACCAAUGAUGCAAGUCCUUGGAUCAAAUCCAUUCAUCCAGCAAGCAGAUGUAGAUAAAGUUGGAAUUCAAAAUCAGCCACAAUACAUGCUCUCAAAUCCUUUAGUAGAUCCCACUGGACAGUUCUGUGCAAACCAACAGAACCAAACAGCAUUGCUUCAGUUACUUGGUAUGCAACAGAUGAUAAAUAACUAUGGAUCUGGAGUAAGCAAUCUCACUCCUGCUCAAAUCCAACAAGUUCAGACUUUUCAGUUUCAACAACUAUUGCUUCAACAGCUACAAGGACUUGAUCAGAAUGGUCAGAUGAAUACAGAGGUCAAAGGUUGUGACGAAAGUGAAGGUGGAGAUGAGAUUCAAUCAGAAAGUGAAAGUGUGUUACAAGCAGACGUGGAAGAUCCACCUGUCACACCUGUCAAUAAAAACCAUUUGAAUGCUGAUCAGUGCAAUGUGGACAGUAAUCAAGUGACAAAACAGUCUCCUCCUGUGAAAUCAAACUGUGUGCCUAGAAAAAAGCUUAAGUGUAAUACCCCAGUGAAUCAUAAACUGUCCAAUCACAAAAGUGAUAGUAAUCAUGUGACUAGUGAUAAUUUACAUAAUGAUAAACAUUUACAUCAUUAUAAUGGGGAAAUAACUCUUGUGAAUACCAACAGAUUGAAGAGAUCUCGGAAGGAUGGCUUAGAUUAUUCAGAUCAUUUAGACAAAAAGAAUAAUAAGUUAUCUAAAUGUUUUAAUAAUGGUGAUCUAGUAUGGGGAGAGGUGGCUGGUUAUAACUGGCCAGGAAAACUUAUUUAUUCUAAUAAUCAUAUUUAUAGUAAUGGUGAGGAAAAGGUAUUAGUACGAUGGUUUGGUGAUCAUGGUGAAUCAAGGGUUAAUCUUCUUACACUGAAAUCUUGGGAUGAAGGUUUACUUGCUCAUAAAAUGGGUCGUAAUUUUAAUGCCACAUUAGAAGCAGCAAUUCAAGAAGCUCUACUCCAGGAAGGAUCAAGCGAUCUACCUCUCAUUGUGAGACAAACUAAAAAGAAAAAAGUUUAA